Messenger RNA from Didymodactylos carnosus, 3468 nucleotides. NCBI's taxonomy places the organism in Eukaryota, Metazoa, Rotifera, Eurotatoria, Philodinida, Philodinidae. The record is from the annotation of a GenBank genome assembly.
AUGGUGAAAAAAGACGAUGAAAUUAGUAUUUCAUCGGAAACGAAGGGUCCGGUUAAAAGUUUCGGAGCAUUAAUGGGCGAAGGUGAAAAGUUUUCACGUGAUAAACUAUAUACAAAAGCUGUCCAAUGUUAUACAGAAGCUCUUGAUCUCCUCCCGCCUGAUGAUGACAAAUCUAGUCCAAAGGAUACAAAUGAUCGUCUUCAAGGAUUAGUAGCUCGUUCAGCAUGCUAUUUAAAAAUUGGCAAAAAUGACUUAGCAUUACAAGAUGCUGAAGAGUCGUUAAAACGAAAUAAAGAAUACUCAAAAGGUUUAUAUCAGAAAGCCGAAGCACUCUAUGCAACUGGUGAAUUUGAACUAGCCUUAAUGUUUUAUCAUCGUGGUAAAAAAUUACGUGGAGAUUUAAAAGAAUUUCAACUAGGAAUAAAUAAAGCUCAAGAAGCAAUCGAUAAUAGUGUUGGUGAUCCAAAUCGUGUUAAACUUGAAGCCAGUGGCGAUCUAUCCUAUUUUUACAAAAAUGACGAGAAAAAGAAGCAACCAGUUGGCUAUAUUCGACCAUCUCAGAAAAAAGAGACAACUAUUCAACGAAAACCACGUCAAACAGUAUCUAAUCCAAAGACAACAAAACAACUAUUAGGUGAUUUAUAUGCUGAUCGCGCUUAUUUAGAAAGUUUGAUUAACGAUAAUACUGUAACAAAACAGAAUACAAAAUCUGGCGAUGCUAUUUAUCAAUUGGCUAGUGACGGUUUAGACUAUCUAGAUAGUCGUACAGACUUUUGGCGUCAACAACAACCGUUAUAUGCGCGACCCAAAAUGGUUAAACGUCAAGGUGGCGAUGAUGAACCAUUAAAACAUAUCCGACGUGAACUGGAAGCAAUCGAUGAUUUGCAAAAUAUGGAUCAAUUUCGUGAUGCUCAACGUCGUGCACAUAAACUACAAGAAUAUAGUGAACGAUUAGAUGAACGAAAAUAUACAGAAAAAUGGUCGGUUUUAGCCGAUGUACAAAGUCGUCUCGGUAAUGCUUAUCUAGAAUUAGGUGAUUACGCAAAAUCAUUAGAUCAUCAUAACAAAGAUUUAAAACUUUCCGAAACAAGAGGAUUUGAAGAUCGUCAAUCACGUGCUUUGGAUAAUCUUGGUCGUGUAUAUGCACGUAGUGGUCAAUUUGCUCAAGCUAUACAAGUAUGGGAAAGAAAAAUACCGUUAGCCACAUCACCAUUAGAGAAAGCAUGGCUCUUUCAUGAAAUAGGACAAUGUCAUUUUGGUUUAGGUGACUACGAACGAUCUCAAGCUUAUGGUAACCGUUCAUUUACUGAAGCUGUAGAAGUGAGUGAUCCAGUAUGGCAAUUAAAUGCCAAAGUACUUGUUGCACAUAGUCAAACAAAAUUAAGACAAUAUCGUGAAGCAGAAAAAACGUUUGAUGAAGCGUUGGUAUUAGCAAAGGAUCAAAAAGUUAAAACAUCUCCAAACGAUGUUGCGGCUGAACGAGCAAUCGAACGUGCUGUAAAAGAAGUUAAAGAAAAAAUUGCAAAAGGCGCUGCUGAUUCUGUACCAGAUCGAGAAGAAAUCACCUAUGAAAUUAAAGUAAAGAGUAAUGACAAUAUUGCCUAUGAAAAUGAAGAUGGACUUGUCAAAUUGAGUAUCUAUGGUGAUAACGGUAGUUCAGGACAAAUUGAAUUGAGAAAUGAAAAUGAAGAAGCAAUCAAAUUUAAUCAUUCAAAAACGGAAACAAUAAAGAAAAAAGCAUCGGAUGCUGGAAAGAUUACAAAAGUCACAUUAACAUGUGCGAAUAUUCAAUCGUGGUGGCUAGACAGUAUAGAAAUACACGAUCUAAAACGAAAGUCAAAACACAAAUUUCCAUUCAAUCAGAAUAUUGACAGUGCGACUCCACACACAAUCGAUCUAUUUCAGGAAGGAACCAUUGUAUCACCAGCAGUCGUUGUUCGAGGACCAAAUGCAGAAAAAAGAAAAACACCUGCAUCUAAAGAUCAGCCAAAUGGAAAAAAAUCCGAUGUCAGUAGUGUUCCACCAUCAUCAAGAAUAUCAGAUUCAAAAGAUAAAAAGAAAGAUGAUCGAGCGACAAAACCUGGCGAUAAAACUAGUGAUAAACCUAGCGAUAAAACUAGCGACAAAACUAGCGACAAAACUAGUGAUAAACCUAGCGAUAAAACCAGCGACAAAACUAGCGAGAAAACUAGUGAUAAAAAUAAGAAACAACCAUCGGUAGAAAAAAAUGUUGAAUAUGUCAUCAAAGUUGAAACUGGCAAGGUUCAACUAGCUGGAACAGACGCAAAAGUAUCUUUGAUAAUAAUAGGUGAAAAGGGUUCAACAGAUAAAAUUAAUUUGGAAACAUCAGAAACAAAUAAAAAUCCGUUCGAAAAAGGAUCAAAAGAUGUAUUUCGAUUUCAAUUGCCAGAUGUUGGAGAAAUUAAAAAAAUUAAUUUGAGUCAAGAUGGAGAAAAUGCUUUGAGUGGAUGGUUUUGCACUUCUGUAUCAAUUACUGUUACAUCGGCUCCCCCAAAACGAUAUUUCUUUCCUGUUGACCGUUGGCUAAGUCAAACUGAUGGAGACAAAUUGACAAGUUUUGAACUUCUACCAAAUCAAAGACCUAAUGAAACAGAAAAAGUGAUUGAAUAUGAAAUAUCUGUUCAAACGGGUAAUGAACGUUCAUCUGGUACUGACGCAAACGUAUUUCUUUCGUUGUAUGGUGAUAAAAAUAACAUACUUAAACAUCAAUUAAAAAAGCCUGAAAGUGACAAAGAUCCAUUUGAAAAGGGUCAAAAAGAUGAAUUCUAUUUUACAGAUAUUGAUAUUGGAAAAUUAAAAAAAAUUAAUAUUCAACAUGAUGGCACCUCAACGGGAUCUGGUUGGUACUUGGAUAAUAUCUCAGUUAAAUUACCAGCUAGAAAUGAAACAUACAAUUUUCCUGUGGAUCGUUGGUUGGAUGAAAGUGAAGGUGACAAGAGAAUAAGUCUAGAUUUAGAACCAAAUAAAAAACCAACAAAUAAAGUUGAGGAACCAAAACCGGAAAAAUCAGGUAUAGAAUAUAAAAUAACAGUAAAAACGGGUGAUAAGACUGGUGCGGGCACUGAUGCCAAUGUUUAUAUAAGUCUAUAUGGUGACGAAGCGAAAGUAGAACGUUUACAAUUAAGAGAAUCUGUUGAUAAAAAACUAGAUUUAUUUAAAUCAGGAUCGAAAGAUGAAUUUCAAUUCAAUGAAUUAGAUGUAUCAAAAAUAAAAAAUAUUCGUAUUGAGCACGAUGGAACAGGAAUUGGCGCCGGAUGGUAUUUAGACUGGAUUGAAGUUUGUAUUGUACCUCGUAACGAAACAUACAAAUUUCCUGUUGACCGAUGGUUAGAUACAGGAGAAGGAGAUCGUCUUUUAGCACUCGAUCUUCAACCAGAUAAACGUCCUGGACAACAAAAAGAUGAUGUGGAUGAGAAAAAAGAUGAUGACGAAGCAAAAGUUGAAUAG